AUGGACAGCUUCAACACCAGUUUAGAAGGUGGCUUCGUUUUGAUGGGCUUCUCAGAUUGGCCUCAACUGGAACAUGUCUUUUUUAUCUUCAUUUCAAUUUUCUACUUCCUUACCAUCCUUGGCAACUCCACCAUCAUCACAGUCUCACGAAUGGAUCGUCGACUACAAACGCCAAUGUACUUCUUUCUCAACAACCUCUCCUUCCUGGACCUCUGCUACACCACCAGCACUGUACCUCAGCUUCUUGUCAGUAUUUCUGGAAUUGACAAGACCAUAAGCUAUGCUGGGUGUAUGACCCAGUUCUUCACAGUGCUCUUGCUGGGUGGAACUGAGUGUGUGCUCCUUGUGGUGAUGGCUUUUGACCGCUAUGCUGCUGUGUGCCGUCCACUACACUACACUACCAUUAUGCACCCUCUUCUCUGCCAGGCAUUGGCCAUCUCCUCCUGGGUGGGAGGCCUCGUGAACUCCCUGACUCAGACAGUCCUCAUCACGACCAUACCUCUCUGUGGUCAUCACCUGGACCACUUCUUCUGUGAUAUGCUUGUGCUCCUGAAGCUGGCUUGUGAGGACACAGAGAGAAUAGAGGACAACGUGUUUGUGGCUGGAGCCAUAAUUUUGGUUUGUCCUGUAACACUGAUUCUAGGGACCUAUGUACUCAUUGUUCAUGCAGUGCUGAAGAUCAAGUCAAUGGCUGGGCGCAGGAAGGCUCUGGGGACUUGUGGGUCCCACCUCAUGGUGGUUUUCCUUUUCUAUGGCUCAGCCAUGUACACUUAUCUCCAACCUGUCCGUGGAUAUUCUGAGAGUGAAGGGAAGUUUGUUGCCCUCUUUUAUACCAUAGUUACUCCUAUGCUGAACCCUCUGAUUUAUACCCUGAGAAACAAGGAUGUAAAAAGUACUCUGUGGAAGGUGUUUGGGAAAGGAAUAGACUAGGAAUAAGAGAAGAAAGGUGUGUGGAUAAAAUACUGUAUAACAUCUCUCACACUGUCAAGAAUUCUGUGCCCACCAUACUUCCCAUUAGAAGUGAGACAUAAUAUUUUCUGGGGUGGGGGCAAGUCUGACUGAAUAUAUUUCCCUAGGGAUUUCUGUUAUAAUCUAUGCAAACUUGGCUCUACCUCUUGGGAACCUGGCACCCAUGGCAGGCAGUACCCUAGCUCUGUACGCAGGUGCAAAGGUCCUGCCUACUUUCCCUCUGUCUCUGCUGUUUCCAGGGAAUCGUGGGUACGGACAUGGCCCGUGUCCAUUGUCCUGGCCAAUGUUAAAUAAAGCUUGCUUUAAAUAAA
This is a messenger RNA of Mesocricetus auratus (golden hamster), 1280 nucleotides long. Its product is annotated as olfactory receptor 10-like. Gene Ontology annotation, molecular function: olfactory receptor activity; G protein-coupled receptor activity. Gene Ontology annotation, cellular component: membrane. The record is from RefSeq and is a predicted model, not a curated record. Gene Ontology annotation, biological process: G protein-coupled receptor signaling pathway. The coding region runs from base 1 to 930 and encodes 309 amino acids. The transcript has a single exon. NCBI's taxonomy places the organism in Eukaryota, Metazoa, Chordata, Mammalia, Rodentia, Cricetidae.